Messenger RNA from Cololabis saira (Pacific saury), 1893 nucleotides. RefSeq names its product neuronal differentiation 6b (gene neurod6b). Gene Ontology annotation, molecular function: protein dimerization activity. The transcript is spliced from 2 exons. The record is from RefSeq and is a predicted model, not a curated record. The coding region runs from base 115 to 1155 and encodes 346 amino acids. NCBI's taxonomy places the organism in Eukaryota, Metazoa, Chordata, Actinopteri, Beloniformes, Belonidae.
GACGGAGGAAAGGCUGCUGCACAGGUUUAAGCUCUGUCUUGUCAUUUCGGAGUCUGCGAGAGAGGAAGCUGCAGCAGAGAUUCAGAGGAGAUAUCUGGGGGCCAUGUGAGGUACAUGCUCACCAGAGAAAAUAUGUUGACGUUGCCAUUCGAGGAACCUCAUAUGAUGUGUGAGCCGCGGUUUGGUGCCAGUUAUCCCCGUGACAGCUUACCUGAGAGCCUGGAGCAGGAGCGAGCGGCCGACCCGGACAGGUCCGACCUGCUAGACAUGAGGGAGGCCGAGGACGACCUCUCCGACAGGGACGAGGACGAGAGAGAAGACGAAGACGAUGAUGAAAACGGACUUCCUAAAAAACGGGGGCCCCGGAAAAAGAAACAGUGCAAGGAGCAUGUAGACAGGGCCAAACUCCGGCGCAACGAAGCCAACGCCCGAGAGCGCAGCCGCAUGCACGGCCUGAACGCCGCGCUGGAGAGUCUGCGCAAAGUUGUGCCGUGCUACUCCAAAACUCAAAAACUGUCAAAGAUUGAGACGCUUAGACUGGCUAAAAAUUACAUCUGGGCCCUGUCAGAGACUCUGAGCGCAGGGAAGAGACCAGACCUCCUCGCAUUUGUGCAGACUUUGUGUAAAGGAUUAUCCCAGCCGACCACCAACUUGGUGGCCGGUUGUUUGCAGCUAAACGCGAGAAAUUUCCUCACAGACCACAACGGUGAGGUGGUGUUUUCGGGCAGGUCGCCGUACGACGCCAUGUACUCGUAUACCGGCUCAGACAUGAACUCUCCCCCGGGCCACAGCGGCGGAAACCUGGACACCAGCAGCAGCACCAAUAAGCCGUUCCGACACUACAGCUACGGCGGCGCGUACGAGCCGUAUUACGAGAACCCGUCUCCAGAUAGCGGGAGCCCGCACUUUGACAGCCAGCUGAGCCCGCCCAUGAGCUUUAAUGGGAUUUUCUCACUGAAACACGACGACCCGCCAGACUACGGCAAAAGCAGCCACUACGGCAUGCGCUACUGCGGCGCGCCAGGGCGCACGGCGCUGGCGCACAACUCCAUGUACCGGGUCUCCCCCGAGGGCCGCGGCUUCCCCUACGACCUGCACGUCCGUAGUCAGGCUUUCCAGUCACAAGGGGAAGUCAAUGGCUCUUUCCACACCUAAGUCAAUCAGCUGGACAAGAUUCCGGCCCCCUCAGAGGCGAUGCAAUCUCCCCCGCACAAGAUGUCCAGAAUGUACCAUCGUGGACUCGCACACAAAGAUAACUUAAAUGCCCAUUUAAACAAGUCAUUUUUGAGUUUGUAAGUCUUUUUAAAAGACAACAAGAGCUGCCCGGACGAAAUGAUUUGGUUUUCAAACAGUUGGUGUUACUGUAAAAUUGUUUUGAUAAAAGAAAAGUGACAGCGCGAGAACCUUUUUAGUUGGUAAUAUGUAUAUAUCUAUAUAUUUAUAUAUCUAUAGAUAUAUAUGUGUAGCCCAAAAGGUCAAAUGAUUGGCUCGUUAUACUGUCUCGUUUCAAAACAAUUCUGAUAUUAAAUAUUUUGUUGAAGGGUUUAAAGCAAGUUGCAGUUCAGUUUUUACACCUGCAGUUUUUACACGGCAUCCUUGACAUGUCAAGGAUGCCGUUUAUGUUUUUAGUUGAAGCUGAUUAUGGAAAACCAAUUCUUGUUCAUUAAAAAGUUCAGUAGGCAUAUACACAGUGAAUUGUUUGUCGAGGUAAAAUAAAAAUCAACUAAACAACCAACUGAGGAAGAGGAAACUAAAUGUGUUUCGCUUUGCAGGAAAGUUUAUCGAGACAUGAUUGGAGUUCAGAGAAUAAAUCUGUCAGCAAUAAAAGUCCACUGAGCUAUGCAAGGUAGUCAAAUGCAAUCUUUCUAAUAAUAAUAAAUAAUACUAAUUGUG